CAUGUACCUGCUUUGACGGCGCGCUGGUGUGACGUCACUUCCGCGUGCUAGCUCUAGGGCGAAGGGGCGUGGCUCCGUCCUUUGCCUCUCCUCCCGCUUCCAGUCACUCAGGGUAUUCCGGACUUCCUACCAGUGUGGAGCAAUGGCAACGCAGGACUCCUCGGCAGUGGCUGAGCUGUGCCAGAAUAAACGGCAGGAAUUCUUGGACGCCUCCCAGCUGCUGCUCACCUAUGCAGACAAUAUACUCAGGAGUCCAAAUGAGGAAAAAUACAGAUCAAUUAGGAUUGGAAACACUGCAUUUUCUACCAGACUUUUGCCUGUCAGAGGAGCAAUUGAAUGCUUAUUUGAAAUGGGAUUCGAAGAGGGAGAGACACACCUGGUGUUUCCAAAAAUGGCUUCUGUUGAAAAACUUCGUAAAGUCAGGGACCAUAUAGCCACAGAAAGGAAUAGCAGAAUGACUGGAGCAAACCCUACGCCACCAGCUACAUCCAGUACACCGCCAUCAUUCAGCAGAACCCCUGUACCAAAUGCAGUUCCUCCAAGUAUACCCCUACAAGCAACAGAGGAUAUAUCCAAUUUCUUGGCAUCUGAAGUAAGAUAUUUAAAGACCCUUCAGUCCAACUCACAACGUGUGUUAAUUUAUGAGGAGCCUGAACUUCAGCAAAAAGCUUUACAGAAAAUUCCAGUUUCGGAUUUGAAAACGAGAGCCCAGAAAAAUCUUAUUGAAGCUAAAAGUCUUGACUCUGAUACCAGUGUGAUUUUAGAAGAUUUUUUAUUGCUGGAGCUUCUUCGCUGGUUUAAGCAGGACUUCUUCCAGUGGGUCAAUAGCCUGCCUUGCAGUCGCUGUGGUGGGGACACUCAAGCACGAGAUGCUUUGUCGCCUUCUGCUGAAGACCUGCGCUGGGGAGCAGAUAGAGUGGAAAAUCAUUACUGUGAGAAGUGUAAACACAGCAACCGUUUUCCAAGAUACAAUCAUCCUGAAAAGCUUCUGGAAACUAGACGUGGGCGUUGUGGAGAGUGGGCAAACUGUUUCACCUUGUGUUGCAGAGCUUUAGAAUUUGAAGCACGAUAUGUGUGGGACUCUACUGAUCAUGUCUGGACAGAGGUGUACGCUACGUCUCAGAACAGAUGGCUUCACUGUGACCCUUGUGAAAAUGCUUGUGAUAAACCACUUUUGUAUGAAGUUGGAUGGGGCAAGAAGCUUUCCUAUAUUAUUGCCUUCUCCAAAGAUGAGGUCAUGGAUGUUACCUGGAGAUAUUCAUGCAAGCAUGAAGAUGUGAUCGCAAGAAGAAAAGAUGUGCGGGAAAGUUGGCUAAGGGAAACAAUUGUUGGUCUCAACAAAAUGAAGCAGCAGUCCUUACCAGAACACAGAAAGCAGGAACUUCUUGGAAGACUGAUUGUGGAGUUGGUUGAAUUCAUGUCUCCAAAGACUCCUAAACCAGGAGAACUCGGUGGAAGGGUGUCCGGAUCACUAGCUUGGAGAGUGACACGAGGUGAAACCAGUUUACAGCCGAACAAAAGCGUUGUUUUUAUUCCAUCUGAGAGUGAGAAAAUCAGCAAGCGUUUCCAUCUUCAGUAUAAUGUAGUUGAAGAUACCUAUACACGUGCCUCAAAUAACAAUGAGGUUAUCGCUGGUUGGGAAAAUGGAACCUGGAAAGCGGAGUCUAUUUGUAGAAAAGUUGAGAAUGAUUGGAAAAUGGUUUACUUGGCUCGCACUGAGGGUUCCUCGUCAGCUGCCAUUAGCUGGAAGAUAGAAUGUGCUUCAGCAGGACUCCAAAUUGAAAGUCUAAGUGUCCGCACCAGUAGUCAAACCUUUCACAAUGGUAAAAUAAUAUGGAAGUUGUCUUCUCCAGAAGCAGAGGUGGAAGUGAACAGUGAUACAAGUUUUCAUUCUUACACUGAGUUUUUAAAUGCGUCAGAAGUUGAGUUGAAAGCGGAGUUGUGCGACGGUGAUGGAAAUACAGCAUGGCAGCAUACACAGAUUUUCCGUGAAAAAUUAGACUGUAAAGCAAACUCUUUGGAGAUUAUUAUAAUAUUGAAGGAUGUUUAGGAAUUUUACUUAUUACAAAGAACUGCAUGUGGAAAUAUUUGUCUGUUUGGCAGAGUAAUAAGUAAAUAUUGUUUUAAAGUGGCACUGUCAUCAAAAUACAAAUUUUUUACCUGUAAACAUUGUUUAAAGUUAUGUAAAGUAUUGAUGUUUUGCAGAAACAUUUAAUUGCUGUCUCUUAUUGUGCUUUUGUGAAGAAAAAAAUGGAUUUCCUGGUACUCAUGUGCAUAUUUCUGUUCUGUUAAAUAACCUACAAUCACUUCAUGUUUAAUGGCAGGGAAUCUAAAUACACACUCAGGGUAUAUAAACCUUGGUGAGACAAGGUCCCUGGUCCUAAGUCCUAAAAGGUGCAUUUAUUACACAGCUACCUAGAGGGAUCUAUAUCUUAUUUAGCUAUAAGUUGAUAAUAUUUUGGUAAAGGCCACACUGUAGGCUUUAUUUCCUUUUUUUUUUUUAAUUUAAAUUAUGACUCCAUAGUAAAAAGUGCCAGAAAAUAUACUUUUUCAAGAUUACAUAACUUUGACAAACAGUUGUAUCCCAUGUACCAUAGAUGCAGGCUGUUUUGCUCUAACUUAUAUGUAUAACUAGCAUUGCGACUGAAUGAUAACGUGCAUAGCAGCAUGUUGUUCUUCUUUGCAGUAUUAGCAAUGUCUUUGUUAAAAAAAAAAAUCCUUGGCACUGUUAGAAGUGCCAUAUUGGCUGCAAAUGAUAACGCUUUUUUGUAAUCCAGGUCCUGAGGCAGAAGAGCAUCCCUACACAAAUUACACUACGAACCUCAGGUUUGACUAAUGGUUUGAUAUUCUUUCAGUGGAAAGCUUUAUUUGCCAUACACCAGCUAUAUUGGACCUAUAUUGUUCAAAGAGUUUACCUUUGACAUUAUAUUUGCCUAAUGGUUUGAGGCUCAUCGAGGUGUUUUUGUAUUUUUUUGCAACAAAGACACUACAUAUUUGCAGCAGAGAACUUUAGUUAUAUUCCAUAUCUAAACUAGAGAUUGAUUUAAGGUUUUCAGCGCAUCAGGUGCCUGUAAAAACACACCACAGCAUUGAUCAUAUGGAAACCUGGAAUUGCAGAAUCUACACAGGUUGGCACAAUAGUAUUGGUUAUGCCGGCACCAUAGAUUCUACAGCAUAUGAUACUUAAAGGGUUCAAGUCUGGAUGGAUAAAAACAAGUAAAGGCAUACUAUAUUAUAAUGUGGGUGUUGUGAUUAAUAUACAUAAUUUUAGAUAGAUGGUAGAUAUGCAUAGGUGUGCACAGUGCCACACUUUCUUUAUAACGUGUCCAGAGCAGCAUGUAUAGGAAAACAAAAAUGUUUUAAAAGAUAAAUUACCACAACCCACUGUCACAAUUGGGGUAAAUCUGUUGGUGGCAGAGCUGAAGGGUAGACACGUGUGCAAAGACUGUCCUGUCCUGGGGUGAGCAGAGGGCUGUGCCUAGGGUGAACCAGAAUUUUUGCAAAUAAAAAAAAAAGUGGCUAUCAUUUUCUUUUCACUAUUUACAUUGUUUUCUGGUAAUAAAUGCUUUUUGUUUUGAGGUAUCUCUUUAAAUGUAAAAUAUUUAUAAACCAGGGAUUAGGUCUGUUUAUUUUCUGUUAAACAAUGUAUAAAGACAGACUACUAUGUGCAAAGAACAUUUUUAUUAGAUUUAUGCAUAUGUAAGAGCAAGUAUGCAGAUAUUCUGUGACUAUCUUCAAAUCUAUAUUAGACUGUGGCAUGAUUGUCACUUUUAUAGAUAUUAUUCUUUUCUAUUUGGCUUGUAGAAAGUCUGUGGUACUGGACCUAUCAUCAGCUUUCUUUUCUGUUUAUCUAUUGCAGUGGGACUGGAGGGUUUUAAAUUUUAAGCUAAUGGAAUUCGGUGGUUUUUCAAAUGGCAUAUACAGUAUACGCCAGUAUAGAGAAGGCAGUUUGCUACCUUUCACACCUUAAAUGUAUGUUUGUUGACCACACACAGAGCAAAUUUAAAUGUGAAAAUACAUA
This is a messenger RNA of Xenopus laevis (African clawed frog), 4021 nucleotides long. It is a transcript of the gene ngly1.L, whose product is annotated as N-glycanase 1 L homeolog. Gene Ontology annotation, biological process: glycoprotein catabolic process. The record is from RefSeq and is a predicted model, not a curated record. Bases 143 to 2050 code for a protein of 635 amino acids. Lineage: Eukaryota; Metazoa; Chordata; Amphibia; Anura; Pipidae. Gene Ontology annotation, molecular function: peptide-N4-(N-acetyl-beta-glucosaminyl)asparagine amidase activity. Gene Ontology annotation, cellular component: cytosol; cytoplasm; nucleus. The transcript has 12 exons.